AUGGUGAACAACACUCUUUUUUAUUCAAAGAUUAGAGCAGGUGUGGAUGGAGAGGCUGAUGAUGACAAGCAGUGUCUGGUCCAGGAACAAAAGGCUUGUCGAGCUCGAGCCCGUCAAUACUCCCUGGAAACAAACCGGCGUAGAAAGGUGCUGGAGGACAAGAGAAGACAGCAGGACAUUAAGGAGCAGAGGCUGAGGGAGAACAUCCUCCAGCAGCGUAAGCAGAGACUACAGGAAGCUACAGAGCGUUUUCAGAGAGCUCACCUCCCUCCAUCUCAGAGAAGACCAGGUCAGCCUCACUCCACGAGCACAAGAGCACCAAACUUGGAUGAAGCACUUAGUCAUAUUCAGGGGACCCAAUUCUCCUACAUUCAUCCCUCUUCAUUCAUACCUGGCACCACAACCAUCAGCAGGAAUUGCAUUCCCUCCCCUAAACCCCCAGAGGGCUCCAGCAGUCCUCGCAACUUGCAUGCAGUUUCUACAGCUCAGGCCUAUGCCAAGCUCAUGCAGGAAAGAAGCAUGGGUGAUUUCAAAACCAACCCGCUCCGUUUCAUCAACCAGCUGCAGGAGAAUCUACCAAAGGGCCUAGAAGAACUUCGAACAGAGGAGCACAGUGACACUCAAAUUAGCCAUUCGGAAAGCCUGGACAGCCUGGAGAAUGAGGUUCCUCAGCAUGGUCAUGGCAGUAAACCUGACAGUUUGGAUCUCCCAGAGGUCCAUGAUACCAGAAGUCCAACACUACUGCAGAGGCAGUUAAACUUCCCAAGUCCAUCAUCUAACCACUGUCCACCAAAGAGUGUCUACCCGGUCAAGGUAGUAAGUCAGCAGGGCCUGCCUAGUUCUUCCAGUUCCUCAUCACCUUCACCUGUGAAAGAUGAGUCAGCAGAUGAGGUUCAGAAUGUCCAGAAUGUCUUUAAAAAAGCAAAGCAGUGCAAUGUAACAGCCUGGUCCAAAACUUCCAACAUUCAAGCUACUAUCCCUUGCCAAAAGCAGGUGUUUGCAACUAAUUCAGGACACACAGAGCACCAGUAUGGCACAACCAUUCAGGAGAACAUAUCGAGGAACAAAAGCACAGUAGAAGCCCACUGCAAAAAGCAGACAGUGUCAGAUACUAUACAUCUGGAAGAUUCUAACAUUGCUCAACAGUCCAACUCUGAUUAUGGUGAGCUCUCUAAAUGCACUAAGCAUCUGUCAGAGAUGCAAGCUGCUCAUAAAGCCAGUGGAUGUAUAUACAGCAGUGCUUCUGAUAUGAACAAAGUCUCUCCCAGUUUGGAGAACCCAGCCUUACAGCCAGCAGAAGCAAAGAAAUCUUUCCAGCCCACUAAGGGGAGACCAGAUGAAGACGAUGUUCUAGUUCUCGAGAGGAGAACCCAACUUGAGAACUCUGAGAAAUAUAAGAGAGCAGAACAUCCAAUCUUAGCCAGUGAAUAUAGUGAUAGCAGACUGGCAAAGGCCAUUUUGCCUAAGCCUUCCAAAAUGGCAGAGGAACUAGACAAAACAUCAGCGGACACUUUGAGCUCCAAAGCAGCAAUUGACCCCAAAAGCAGAAAUGUACAAUUUAUGAAAGGAAUCCUUAAGAAAAAGCUCAAGUGUAUAAGGAAUGGAGAUGCCAAAUUGAAUUACACUCCAGGCCAUUUUACUUUCAGCAAACAAAUGGCCAUGACUAUUCAGGACAGUUUGGAACUCAGUCGGUCUAAAUUCAGGGACCUGGAAAUCAACAAGUGCAUUCAGAAGAAACUUCGCUGGUUUGACGAGAUGAAUAGCGAUAGAGGAGAAAAUAAGGAAAUGGUGACAAAAGAAUUAAGCAAGCAGGCAGAAACUGAAAACAGACUAACUCAACCACCUCAACAGCCUUUAGUGGACCAGAAGCAGGGAUCAUUCCAUUCAUGGUAUAUGAACACACCCUCAGGCACAACAAAAAACAAUAAGACUUCCUCUAGCCCGGCUGACUCCAACUCAACCAAACAAGCCUGGCCAGAUGUUGGUCCCCAGAAAGGAAAGCAGCAUGAACCCACAGGGGAAUCCAGAAUGAAAAAGGCAGUUUCCUGCACUACUGAACUUUGGGUUCCUCAGCAGGUGCACUCAGCCGGAACCGGCUCAGUCACCAUUUCAUCCCAGGCACGGAGGGGUACCACAAUGAGGCCACAAUCUUCCAAUCAGGUUCAACAUAUGCUCAGAACCCAAGGGAAGAUCCUGGUGCCUCGGCCUCCUCCAAGAUCUGAGCUAACUGGGGGGAACUCAGGUCAGCCCGUGAUAUACAUCACUAAAACAGGCAACAAUGAUGAGUGUUCCCAAGGUAAAACAUGCCUAGCAGUGGAGCAGGUUCUUUAUAAGGACAAUCCAGAAGGACAGCCUGUACUUCAGCGCCACCUUCUCAAAACUGAUGAAGGCACUAUAUUGGCCCCAGUUCCCCCCUCAUAUGCCUGCAUGUAUGAGACUAUGUCUAAAGGCAUCAUUACUUUCUGCCAACCAGACGGCCAGGUAGACAGCUGCAGUAAUGGCUUUCGGAAAGGUUUCUUGGAUCGUACACCAACUGAUGAUGAGAUCUCACUGCUAUGGCAUGGAGUACGUAGUGCCUUAGUCAACAAAAAUGGUGACUCUCGAAGCUUGCAGACUAACAAUGGACCGUUGUCUGUUUUGCCUCAAACUCAUGCCAAUUUGUCCCAUGUUACCAUCAGUGGUGAUGGCCUGUUCAGUGGUGUCAAAGCAGUUGCAAGAACGGGUGGCGUUUUCCUGUCACCUUCCAAUGUGAGAAGACCUACUCUGGAGAAUAAUAUGCCGAAAAACAGAACUGCAGCAUUAGGUUACAGGAAAGCCCCCGUUCUUUAUCAGGCUCCAGUGCCAAUAACUGCAAGCAAAACUGUCCAGAUGUUCCAUGAUCAAGGUUCUGAGGUGAUAGAUGGUGAUAAGCAGGUCGCUGUAGACUCGGCUCAGUUCCAAAGACCUGUUGAGUCCCUGCAGUCACGGCGAGGCCUCAGUGCUCUCUCCCUGGAGGAACAGAAACUCUUGCAAUCUCUCAAUAGACUCAACCACCGCCUGCAGUAUGUACAAGAUGUGGCUGCAGGAAAUCCAGCAUUAAAGGGCAUCGUUAACUUGGACCCUGUAUAUAACCAGUCUCCCCAGCCUGGCAAGCGUUCAUGUGCCACCCAGCGCAGGCUGAGACAAACACUUCAGUGCUGUAUUGACCUCCUGAUGGUGUCCCCAAAACCACCCCCACACCUCUCCAUCCUUCUCUUCUUGGGACAGCAUGGUGGGUGGUCCAGCAGGGAUCAGAGACACUACAGGUCUGCAUGGACACUAUAGCACAAUUACAGCACUUUAAAGUGCUAGUCUAACAAAAACUACAUCAUAAAAUCCUGGGUUUUCUGUGUGUGAUAUGCUCAAAGAGGUUGUAAAGUUCACCGAUCAAUAAAAAAUUGGUUCGAA
This is a messenger RNA of Neoarius graeffei (lesser salmon catfish), 3426 nucleotides long. RefSeq names its product centrosomal protein 126 (gene cep126). Lineage: Eukaryota; Metazoa; Chordata; Actinopteri; Siluriformes; Ariidae. The transcript has 13 exons. Gene Ontology annotation, biological process: cytoplasmic microtubule organization; mitotic spindle organization; non-motile cilium assembly. Bases 1 to 3303 code for a protein of 1100 amino acids. Gene Ontology annotation, cellular component: ciliary base; midbody; centrosome. The record is from RefSeq and is a predicted model, not a curated record.